AGUAGAACACUAUUAUAAUUACUAUUUUAUGUUCUAUCUUGUACAAUUUUGUUUCGCUGGUUUAAUUAUGCUUAAUUGCUUGAAAAAAUAUUUUAUUAUUGUCGUCGUGAGUAGGUAAUUUGUGGUAGACGCUUGAAGGAACCGCGCAUUACUCCUUGCGUCUUGCCUUGGAUACUUGUAUGUGUAAAAUAGUAUUAGUACGCACAAAUUAUCAAAUUAAGGCAAGGGCUAGUUACGUGAUGAAAGGUAUGCUAUUAGUGUGUAUUUAAAAUGACACACUCAGAUAAAGAGGAAUAUUCAGUUAAUGGGUUUUAUUACGACAGAAUUUGGAUGUCAUUUUUGCUUAGGCAGAUUAAACAAUUCUUAACAGGCUGUAGAAUAUAAUUUUCUUAGAGGUUCGGAAAUGAAUGUUGUGGUAAACUACCUAACAUUAUUUCUCACUAAGUCAGGUAGAAAGAAACAGCAGUACAAUGUUACGCAUGCGAAACAUCGUAUAGAGACAGGUGUCGAUCGAGACUAUUUUGUUGUGCUUAUUUAAAUUUGUCAAUGGUUGACUGUGUGAUGAAACUGUGUUAUGGUCUUUGGGGGGAAAAACCAAAGUGGAAGAACGUCUGCAUAAGUGUAGUUUGUCACAUGUCGGCAACUUCAUCCAGUCGUUUGUUACCGACAACGGUAGCAUUGCGAAAGUAUCGUGUUGCUCGUGGGAUAUAAAUGGGUUGUCAUUGCCAAUCUUUCACAGUUAAAGAUUCCUUCUUCUGACAGCGGAUCGUCGUUUGAACUUGUGUGAACGUCAUGGAAUCAUCUUUUCACCAAAAGUUGCCUUUGAAAAUGCGGCGAAAAAAACUGAAGCCAACACUUAGAAGCAUCUACCAUUCCCCAAAAUAUCAACCAAAGGUUGUGCUGGAGCGUUUGAAUCUGACAUCCCUGAGCAAAUACCAUCUGUCAAAACCCAAGAAACAAGUUACACAAGCAGCCACACCCAUCACAAAGGUGCUUCCACUACCACCAAGGCGCAAAAUCAGCAUAGAUUUUCUGAAAACGCAAAGUGUGCAAGAAAAUGUUGUCUCCAGUGGCUCAAGUCCUAUCGCAGCUUCUCGUCCAAAACGGAAAGGAAGUACAGCAUCUCACUCUGAUGAACAAGAAGUGCCAGUUAUGGACACACACAAAACCAACAAAAGUGAGAGACUGAAAGCAAGAGCUCUUUCAUCGGGCAAACCUCCUGAUCACUCGCAGCCUGAAUUAGGUUUCCAUGCGGAUAUUGAGGAACCUUCACGUCAGAGGCCUUCUAGCUGCCCACCCAGAGCAGCAGUCUCAUCCACAAGCAGUGUAAAGAAGGGAAAUUAUGAGGAAGAUGGGUUUGUGAACAGUGCAGAUGACAUAUCUAGUCGAGAAGGAACACCUGAUGCUUCGUCUAGUUCCCGGCUUUGGCCCACACCAAAAAUUGUCUCUGUGUCAUCAAUGGCAGUACUAGACAGUGAGGCCAAACAGCGGCUUCGGAAGCCAAUCAUUUCAUCACAAGCUGAGGCAGCAUCUACAAGUACCAGCACUCUCGAUGUGGAGGCAGAUCAGAGCAUUCGUCAGCCAACCACCACUACAUCAAGCCCCACAAAAGAUGAGACUACAGCUGAGCCUCCAACCAAAAUAGUACGGCUAGCAGAUGAUGCUGAGGAUGCUGUGCCAGAAGCGGAGGCCCCACAGCCUGCCCAGCUGGGGUUCUGGGACAGGGAGCGUAGGAUUGCUGGCAUGAGAAAUUCUCUCUUCCGCCUCCAGGACGUUGUUACGAGGGUUUCUAAAGUGUCACAAGCCCAAGCAGCUAAGAUACAGGAGUUGCAGGCAAAAGCAAAGAAUGUUCCUCAGGUGAUGUGUGACCCACGCUGUGUUGAGUUACAACGCACUCUGGCCAUACUUGGUAUUGGUGAUGAGAUUUUUGUUAAAUUAGCUGGCAUAAUUAGUGACUCCCAACCUGGAACAGAGUUUUUUAAUCCUAAAGCUGCAACUAUCAUGAAUCUUAUAAGGGAUUAUACAUCUUUGUAUUGAGGUAUUUGAUUUUUUUUUUCCCCAUUGGUAGUAAAACUCACAUUUUAUAAGGCUGUAUAAAUUUUUUUACUUAUUUACUUGCUUUUUACAGUCAGACGUAUCUGACAGUGAAUAUACUUAUAUGCCACAUAUAUACUCACUGACAAAACUUGUUUACUUGCCUCAAAGGCAAACUAUAAAAAUUUAGAUGGUUUGAAGAUUUCCUUAAUUUUUAAAAGAAAAUGUGAAAAUUCUGCAUCAUGACGUUGUUAAUAAAUGGAAUUCAUUUGCAUC
This is a messenger RNA of Schistocerca gregaria, 2310 nucleotides long. RefSeq lists its product as uncharacterized. The coding region runs from base 793 to 2037 and encodes 414 amino acids. The record is from RefSeq and is a predicted model, not a curated record. Lineage: Eukaryota; Metazoa; Arthropoda; Insecta; Orthoptera; Acrididae. The transcript is spliced from 3 exons.